AGUCUGCAUGGUACCUGGAAGCCGAAACAUAUUUACAUCAGGAAAUACACACCGAGGGAGCAUACUAUUUAAACUUUCACACACGGAAUCGCGAUCUACCGGAAGAUGACAGACCAAGGAGAAUCGGUUGCCAUGGAAACUGGCAGGGCUGAAUCUGAUUGGCCUGGCAGAUGGACCCACGUCCGGAAAGUUUUGGAGAGGAGCGGCCCGUUUGCACAUCCUGACUUUGAACCGAGUACAGAGAUUCUGGACUUUAUGCUCAACAACUGUAGAAUACUUGUGGUUGGGGCUGGCGGACUCGGCUGUGAGAUUCUGAAAGAUUUGGCUCUGAUGGGAUUCAGGCAAAUUGACGUCAUCGACAUGGACACCAUUGACCUGUCUAACCUCAAUCGGCAGUUUCUAUUCAGACUGAAGGACGUCGGCAAACCAAAGGCCAAUGUUGCAGCUGAUUUCAUCAACCAGAGAAUCCCUGGCUGCAAUGUCACACCGCACUUCAAAAAGAUCCAAGAUUAUGACGACACCUUUUAUAGACAGUUUCACAUCGUGAUCAAUGGCUUGGAUUCCAUUGUUGCCAGGCGCUGGAUGAAUAGUAUGAUGCUGAGCCUGGUGAAUUACGAAGACGGAGCCGUCGAUCCUACGUCCAUCGUUCCCAUGAUCGACGGCGGCACGGAGGGCUUCAAAGGCAAUGCUAGAGUCAUCUUACCAGGAAUGACAGCUUGCGUUGAGUGCACACUCGAGCUCUACCCACCUCAGAUUACUUUUCCCAUGUGUACCAUCGCCCACACACCCAGGCUGCCAGCUCACUGCAUAGAGUAUGUCAAGGUCUUACUCUGGCCUCAAGAGGAACCGUUUGGAAAAGACGUAGCUAUAGAUGGAGAUGACCCCACCCACAUUCAGUGGAUAUUUGAGAAGGCCCAGGAACGGGCUGACCAGUUCAACAUCAUGGGGGUGACAUACAGGCUGACACAAGGCGUUGUGAAGCACAUCAUCCCAGCCGUGGCAUCCACCAAUGCCACGAUAGCCGCGCAGUGUGUCACUGAAGCCUUCAAGAUUGCAUCAAGCUGCUGUGGACCUCUUAAUAACUACAUGGUGUUCAACGACACGGACGGCUUGUACACGUACACUUUUGAAGCGGAGAAAAAGGAAGACUGUGUAGCGUGUAGUCAGGUACCUCAGGUUCUAACUCUGCCCGAAGAUGCCACCCUUCAGAACUUGAUCGACCACCUCACGGAGAGCGCUAGCUUACAAAUGAAGGCACCGGGCAUCACCACCAUCGUGAACGGCAAGAACAAGACGUUAUACAUGCAAAAUCCAGAAGCCAUACGCGUGCGGACUAAAGAAAAUCUGCCCAAGAAACUCACAGAGCUUGGACUUGCAGAGAAACAAGAACUCGUCGUCGCUGACAUCACAGCGCCAAAUGCUCUCAUCUUCUCCCUCUCCUUCAAGUGAGGAGAAAAAAACUCGAGACAAAAAAUCUAUACAGUAUUUAUUUAUACAUUUGAAAGCAUUGUUUUUGUACAUGCAGGUUGUGUCUAAUUUUGUGGUAGCACAAAUAUGAGAGUUUUUAUACUAAAGGAUCGUCAUGGUAUUUGCAGAUUUACUGUUUGAUUGAGCAUGUACAGAGUGAGAAUUAAAACUACGUCAGCCUUGGUCAAGCUACCCGUAGCCAUGCGCUUAAUUUAUAUGCACUCACACGUACUGUACGAAACAGUGACCUCACGUGACCAGGC
Molecule: messenger RNA, 1730 nt
Organism: Patiria miniata (bat star)
Lineage: Eukaryota; Metazoa; Echinodermata; Asteroidea; Valvatida; Asterinidae
Gene: uba3
Product: NEDD8-activating enzyme E1 catalytic subunit-like
Exons: 15
Coding region: 106-1449 (447 amino acids)
Biological process (GO): protein neddylation
Cellular component (GO): nucleus; cytoplasm
Molecular function (GO): NEDD8 activating enzyme activity
Source: RefSeq, a predicted model, not a curated record